Molecule: messenger RNA, 3099 nt
Organism: Tachysurus vachellii
Lineage: Eukaryota; Metazoa; Chordata; Actinopteri; Siluriformes; Bagridae
Gene: ccnt2a
Product: cyclin T2a
Exons: 10
Coding region: 40-1881 (613 amino acids)
Biological process (GO): positive regulation of DNA-templated transcription, elongation; regulation of transcription by RNA polymerase II
Cellular component (GO): nucleus; cyclin/CDK positive transcription elongation factor complex
Molecular function (GO): cyclin-dependent protein serine/threonine kinase activator activity
Source: RefSeq, a predicted model, not a curated record
ACGUAACGCGUUGUGUACGACUGUUAUUGUUGGAGAGCAAUGGCGGCGCACCGGGGAUCAUCGAGCAAAUGGUUUUUCUCCCGGGAGCAGCUGGAGACGACGCCGUCGCGCCGGUGUGGACUGGAGCCCGACAGAGAGCUCUCAUAUCGUCAACAAGCUGCAAAUCUCAUCCAGGAUAUGGGACAGAGGCUCAAUGUCUCGCAACUGACGAUAAACACUGCAAUUGUUUACAUGCAUAGGUUUUAUAUGUACCACUCAUUCACCAAGUUCCACAGAAACAUAAUCUCCCCCACUACGUUAUUCUUGGCGGCUAAAGUCGAGGAACAACCCAGAAAACUUGAACACGUCAUUAAAGUGGCUCACGCCUGUUUAAACCCUCAAGAGGCUCCUUUAGAUACAAAGAGUAAUGCGUACCUCCAGCAAGCUCAAGAGCUGGUGAUACUUGAAACCAUAGUGCUGCAGACUUUAGGGUUUGAAAUAACUAUUGAGCAUCCUCAUACUGAUGUUGUGAAAUGUUCCCAACUAGUUCGAGCAAGCAAGGAUCUGGCACAGACUUCCUAUUUCAUGGCUACCAACAGCCUACACCUCACCACGUUCUGCCUGCAGCACAGGCCCACAGUCAUCGCUUGCGUGUGCAUUCACUUAGCCUGCAAGUGGUCGAACUGGGAGAUCCCUGUUUCUACUGACAGCAAGCACUGGUGGGAGUAUGUGGACAAUUCGGUCACACUCGAGCUCCUAGAUGAAUUGACACACGAGUUUCUUCAGAUUUUGGAGAAGACUCCCAGUAAGUUAAAGAGGAUUCGAAACUGGAGGGUAAUUAGUUCUGCAACGCAAGCUGCCAAGAAACCUAAAACAGAUGGAGCGUCAUCCGAAAGCAGCUCUUUUCCUGGCCCCUCGUUAGUCCAGGACCACUUGAUGGUAGACGCCAUUUCUGGAGUUACAGCAAACGCGACCUUUUCCAAACCUUCUACGUCACUUCCUAUUUCCCUGCAGGCCAGUGGGCUUCCUUUGGACCAUAUUGCUACCACUGUACAAGGCACUUCUUACACUUUCACAGCCCCCAGUGACUGGCCUCAAGACCAAGCACACUCAGACCCGUACGUAUUCAAACAGCUUCCAUUGCUCCCUCACCGGCCGGACAAAUGCGCAGAGUUCACCGCUGUAAAACAUGAACACAAGGCCAGCAAACAGCAAUCUUCUGUGUACCUGCCUCCACCCACGUCUCAGCCACAGAAGAUGUCCCUGGAGAAAUAUAAGGAGAAGCACGCAGCUGAAUUAGCAGCACAGAAACGCAGGCAAGAGCAGCCGAGCACGGAACCCGAGGUCAGAGAUUCGUAUGGGAGUUCCGGCCAGGUCGAGCACCGAAAGCCACAACAGCCUUAUGCUCACGAGCAGCAGGGCGGCAGCAGCAGCAGCAGCACUUUCAUCAGCUCACCACUAAAGAUGAAACUUCCCAUAACAGGCCAGGAAAAAGUUCAAGGGGAGAAGCGGGAAAAGGGGAGCUCGCUAAAGCUCCGCCUUCCAGUCCAGGCUGAGAAAAGUGGCACAAGUAAAGAGGAGCUGAAGAUGAAGAUCAAGGUUUCCUCAGAGCGCCACAGCUCAUCAGAUGAAGGAGCGAGCAAAAGCAAGCAUUCCAGUCCGCUAGUGAGCAAGGAGAAGCACCGGCACCACCAUAAACAUGGCUAUACAAAUCCACACCAGCGCAGCGGCUCCACCAUCAAGAGCCCUGUGACCCUCGGUAGCGAGUCAGGUCAGGGCUCGAGCUCUUUGCAUAAGAGGACACACACCGAUGGCAGCCAUAAUCAUCGCUCAAAAAAGAGCAAAGGCUCCAAGCCAGCCACAGCAGGUGGACAAGGAUUCCCCGGAGAGCCGUGGUCCUGAAAGCACUAACGGCCUGCGCGGAACACUACAAGGACUCGUUUAGCAUGGUAGAACCGCUGUUAAGUGCCCAAGGAAUGAACUUAGGACGACAGCACGGUUCAUACUUGAGAGAAGAUAAAAAUAAUAAUAAUAAUAAUAAAUGUGUAAUUGCUGCUUUGUGUUCCAUAUUUCCAAGUGUGUGUGUUACAGGGCCAUCUUGAUGCAAAUAUGUUUCUCCACAGGUUAAAAUUAAGAAUUCUAUAAGGCAAGAAACGUGCAAUUAUUUCCCCUAUUUUAUAAUUUCUAUAAUACUUAACUGUAAGACACUGAAGAAAUCCUGACCCCUCAUUACCUGACGCACGUCCCUGAAUUUGUUAGGAUAGAUGCGGUCUGUAGUGAGGCGUUAAAACGAGAGAUUAUUUUUAUUAGUUUUUUUUUUUUUUUUUAAGUCGUGUAGUUAUAAACACGCUACCUUUGUUGUUUUCUUUUUGCUACCUUGUAUGAGCGACGCAUGUUUCAGCCAUCAAUGGGAUGAAAAAUAGCGCCGUUUACAGAGAGUGGAGAUAAGUGUACAUACGUUUUUGUAUGUUUAAAAAAAAAAAGCUAUACUCUAAAUACUCAGGUUUGGCGCUGCUUGUAUUAUAUUUUGGAGACGUAUGUGAAUCGCUACAGGAAUCAGACGUGAGAGCCCUGCAUGACUGUCAGAAGAGAGCAAGGUCCAACACCAUGCUAGGAAAUCCACCAAUCACCUGGCAUGAGCCUGUCUGAGGCUGUACAGCUUGUUAUUACAAUUUCUUGUGACCUCCAAUACGAACUUAAGCUGGAUGCCAAAGGCUGUGCCUCAACAAAAAAAAAAAUGGAGAGAAAUAAAUAUCAAGUAAGGACAAGUAUAGUGCUAUGAAGUUUACAUAACCUUUGCUGUGAAGUGCAUUUAAAUUUUUCUUGGCUUGACUCUGUAGCCUCCUUGUACAAAGCUGUAAAUAAAUAAGAUAUGUUUGAAUAAUAAUGUUGGCGAAGACGUGACCAGGUCUGUUCUCAGUGUCCAGUCUUUCAUUUUCAUUUGGUCGGUUUCUUCCAUAGUUUUUUUUUUUUUCUUUUUGUACAUGCAUUCAUUCUUUGUGUGGCAAGCAAUUUGUGAAGCAUUUUAUUUUCAGACACAUGUUUAGACUUUUUUUUUUCUCAUCCCUCUUCAUUGCAAUUAAAUUCUAACAAUAAAUCACAUGGUUUCCACUACUUCAA